AUGAGGCGUUAUCGGACAGCAUUUAGUCGUGAACAAAUUAAUCGACUAGAAAAAGAAUUUGCACGUGAGAAUUAUGUAUCACGACCAAAAAGAUGUGAAUUAGCAACGCAGCUCAAUUUACCUGAAGGAACCAUAAAGGUAUGGUUUCAAAAUCGUCGUAUGAAAGAUAAAAGACAAAAGAUGGCAUCUCUACAUUGGCCAUUCUUUGAUCACCAUGUUACCGCAUAUUUCCUUAAUCCAUUUUGCUAUGAAGCUUGGAGGUCAUCGCUGAUACCUAAAUUGUGUGAUCCGAGUAUUACACGUCCAUUUCUUGCUACCGGUGGAUCGAUGCUCGGGUCAGUAGCAGUAGAAACAGGAGCAAAUGUGGGAAUAAUACCUCGGCCAACAAUAUGUGCUAAUCCAACUGCUACCAGUACUGAAUCAAUUCGAGAUGGCAUUCAAGAACCCCUCGAAUCUACGCCUCUACAAUCACCUGCUGAAUCAAGGUCAUUCUUAUGA
This is a messenger RNA of Cercopithifilaria johnstoni, 498 nucleotides long. The record is from the annotation of a GenBank genome assembly. Lineage: Eukaryota; Metazoa; Nematoda; Chromadorea; Rhabditida; Onchocercidae.